Leptonychotes weddellii (Weddell seal) is the source of this 1302-nucleotide messenger RNA. The record is from RefSeq and is a predicted model, not a curated record. NCBI's taxonomy places the organism in Eukaryota, Metazoa, Chordata, Mammalia, Carnivora, Phocidae.
CUCCUCUCCUCUCCUCUCCUCUCUCUUUUCUUUUUGCUGAUGUCCACAAGUCAAGUAAUUACUUGGAGGGCAAGAGGAACGAACAGCAUUCAGCGUAAAACAAAACGUUAGAAAAUAUCUGCUUUGCAGGGCAGGGCCUGCAAGGUGCUGGUGUCCGUGAGGAUAGGUUACUUUAGGGUAAAGAAUAGGCACCUUCCUGCCCUCAGAGGCAUUGCAGAUGUGGCUGGUGUGUUACACUUGUGUCAUUAGGUGGCAGAAAGAGAGGCUUGUCUACACUCAGUGUUCUGGCCUGUGAGCAUCUGGAUAAUUAAUAGUCUGACACUAGACCAAAAAAAAAAAAAAAAGACAUUCUUUCUGGCUAAUGUGCCAUAUUAGCAAAACAAAUGCCGUGGAGGAAAGAAUCGUGGUACGUCCUCUAGCAAUCUUGCUGCCAAAGCGUCUGCCACGCCAAAGGACAACCGCUGUGAGACCGUGGUGUCUGUUUGACGGCCGACGCCCAGGGCUUGCUGGUUCACCUCUGUGAGCCUUAGCUGUGCCAUCAUAGGGAGGACGGACGUCUUCCCUCAGCCAGGAAUGAGGAAUGGACGUGCAAGCACCGAGUGAACAGAAAGGCACCACAAGAACGUGAAAUAUGGGCUGGGCUGCCGCUCCUCCUGCUAUGAUGCCUGGGCAGAUUCCAGACCCUUCCGUGACUGCGGGCUCUCUGCCAGGGCUCGGCCCCCUGACCGGACUCCCCAGCUCAGCUCUGACUGCAGAGGAGCUGAAAUACGCCGACAUCCGCAACAUUGGGGCCAUGAUCGCCCCCUUGCACUUCCUGGAGGUGAAACUGGGCAAGAGGCCCCAACCCGUGAAAAGUGAGGCGGCUCUGUGCCCCUCACAGCUAGAUGAAGAAGAGGAGCGAAGGAAAAGGCGCCGGGAGAAGAACAAAGUCGCGGCGGCCCGUUGCCGGAACAAGAAGAAGGAGCGGACGGAGUUUCUGCAGCGGGGCAAUAAAUACCUACCAGAAGGCAAAACGAUAAACAAAAAUGCAAGCAGAGUUAUUUGCUUCGUAAUUAACAGGUGAAGAUCCUAGCCCACGUUUCUUAAUUAAUUAGGAAAACAGUUCAGGUGAUUGCUGUUAUAAAACCACAGACGACUUCUACAAUCAUGGUUAAAAAAAGAUUCUUCUGAACUCAUCUUCUACUUACACAAUAAAUAAAGACGUAGCACCACCCAAUAAAACUACAAAGCAGUCAGUUACAUUCCGACAGCCGGCCGGUCAGAGUUUAGGAUAUUCCAUGAUAUACUCUAACAUUUUAAAAC